CCUGCUGUCAACCUGCUUCCGCUAAUGCGGAAGCUAUCUUGUUUUGAUGGCUCUACCUCAGUGACGUUUGGUCAGUGAGUGUGGCGAUGGGACUAUCUCAGAGCUCGUUUUUGUCUGACGGUGGCUCUAAUAGUGGAUAUCAUGUCCAUGGGGUUCAAGUUGAUUCACCUGCUCAGAAGGCUGGUUUGGAGCCCUUUUUUGACUUAAUUCUCUCUAUUGGGAAUACCCGGCUUAAUAAAGAAAGUGAUUUGCUGAAAGACCUCCUGAAAGCAAAUGUGGAAAAAGCAGUCAAACUUGAAGUGUACAGCUCUAAAACCCAGCGGGUGAGGGAGUUGGAGGUGAUACCCAGUAACAUGUGGGGUGGUCAGGGUCUGCUAGGUGCUAGUGUCCGCUUCUGCAGCUUUGAAGGAGCCAAUGAGAAUGUGUGGCAUGUCUUGGAUGUGGAAGCUAACUCUCCUGCAGUGAUGGCUGGCCUUAUUGCACAUGAGGACUUUAUUGUGGGAGCUGAGCAGGUGUUGCAAGAUUCGGAAGAUUUCUUUUCUUUGGUUGAAGCCAAUGAGGGGAAACCUCUGAAGCUGCUUGUGUACAACACACAGACUGGUCAAUGCAGAGAGGUAGUGGUGACACCUAAUGGAGCUUGGGGGGGAGAGGGAAGCUUGGGCUGUGGUAUUGGCUACGGCUACUUGCACAGGAUCCCAACUCGUCCAGCUCAGCCUAACAUCCAGAAUAAACAUGUUCAGCAAUCCAUUGUGACUGGCAGCAGUGCAGACCUGGUGCCAAGUGACCACACCAAGGUGCCUUCAGUGGCUGAUUGUAGCCCCUAUAGUGUCAGUGAAACAAAUUUGAUUGAAAAUGAAGGAGCUAUGCAGGACCUGAGUAUAAACUCACCUGCACAUCUAGCUGUGGACUCAGGUAUUUCCAGUAUAAGCGAAGUGGCGUCUCCAGAUUCAUCAGACGUGGUUUCCACCAGCGAUACGAGCCAGACAUCCACUGCUAAUUUUGGAGAUAACACUGAUAACUCACCUGUUGACCAAAGACCUUCAUCGCCAAAGAAGAAAGACUCAGACAUCCUGGAAAUUGAGCAGGAGCUUGCUAUAGACCUGAUCACUGUGACUUCUCCAAGCAAACAAUCUACAGAUGACCAUGUUGGCCUUGAAGUCACCACAGAGAACCUGUAUGAUCAAAGUAUCCCAGAGAUGCAAGAUACUGGAUGCAUCUUACCGAUGCCCUCACUUUCAGUCAGUAUUAUGGAAGAGGAGAGGCCAGAGUCCACUGCAGCAGACAGUUAAGACAACUGCUGUACCAGAUUAAAGGUACUUGUUUCAUUCUCAAGCUGACUUGCAUAAAAAAAGAUUAAGAGCACAUCAUGAUGCAGAAAAGCUUCCCUUAUGAUUGUACGUUGCAACACUGGAACUACUUCUAAUUGACAAGUUUUAUUUAUACACGGGUAUGGCUGCGGCAUGAUGAAUUGCACAUUUAAAAAGAGAUCGUAUAUUGUAAGCCUUUUUGCCUUAUGUCUGAUUUUAAAUACUGCAUACUCCUAGGUGUAGGUUUGACUUUUGAUUGGUGGACAGUAAAUGAAUGAGGUAUGUGG
Messenger RNA from Monopterus albus (swamp eel), 1594 nucleotides. Its product is annotated as Golgi reassembly-stacking protein 1-like. The record is from RefSeq and is a predicted model, not a curated record. Gene Ontology annotation, molecular function: protein binding. The transcript is spliced from 9 exons. NCBI's taxonomy places the organism in Eukaryota, Metazoa, Chordata, Actinopteri, Synbranchiformes, Synbranchidae. Gene Ontology annotation, cellular component: Golgi apparatus. Gene Ontology annotation, biological process: Golgi organization. The coding region runs from base 87 to 1289 and encodes 400 amino acids.